Synchiropus splendidus (mandarinfish) is the source of this 1988-nucleotide messenger RNA. It is a transcript of the gene plin3, whose product is annotated as perilipin 3. The record is from RefSeq and is a predicted model, not a curated record. Gene Ontology annotation, biological process: positive regulation of triglyceride storage; lipid storage. The transcript has 8 exons. The coding region runs from base 162 to 1424 and encodes 420 amino acids. Gene Ontology annotation, cellular component: lipid droplet; cytosol. NCBI's taxonomy places the organism in Eukaryota, Metazoa, Chordata, Actinopteri, Syngnathiformes, Callionymidae.
UUGGAUUGGUUGAAAGUUUCGCCGUCCCUCCUCCGAACGGUGUUAAACUUCCUCCGGACGUCACCCGCUCUCGGCCGUCAUCGCUGGACCCUCGUUGUGUCAUCAGUACGUUUAACCAGAACGGGAUCGGAGAACUUGAGAAAUCGAAUCCAGCAGUCACAAUGGCAGACGACGGCAAGACUAAUGACGCUGUAGCUGCAGCCGAAGACCAGCAAAAUGGAAACCAGCAGAAUGUUGUUUCUCGGGUGAUCGGUUUGCCACUGGUGAGCUCAGCUUGUGAGGCCGUUUCCAGCGCCUACUGCAGCACCAAAGACAGCGUGCCCUUGCUCAAGGGAGUGAUGGAUGCCGCGGAGAGUGGCGUACGCACCUUGGGAGCAGCUGCCGCCACGGGGUCCAAGCCACUUUUGGACAUAAUUGAGCCCCAACUUUCAACAGUCAAUACAUAUGCCAUGAGAGGACUGGACAAGAUGGAGGAGUCUUUGCCAAUUCUUCAGAAGCCAGCAGAUAAGGUGGUGUCGGACACAGUGGGCAUGGUGUACCAGUCGGUGGCCGGGGCCAAGGACGUUGUGAUGGGGGCUGUUAUGGGAGGAGUGGAGUUGACACGCUCAGCGGUCAGUGGAGGCAUCAACACUGUGAUGGGCACCAGCGUGGGCCAGAUGGUCAGCAGUGGGAUGGGCACUGCACUGAGCCGAUCGGAGGACUGGGUAGAACAAAACCUGCCAAUAACGGAGAAAGAACUUGCUGCUUUGGCUGAACCCCCCUCAGGUGAGGUGAUGACAUCAUCCAGUAAACCCAGCUACUUCGUCCGCCUGGGGAAACUCUCCACCAAAGUGCGGGAGCGAGCCCUGGAGCUGUCUCUGGUCCGUGCCCGAAACGCUAGAGAAGCCACCCACGCGGCCGUGACCCAGAUCGCCUCCACUCUGGACCUGCUGGAGAACACUCGCACAGCCACCGGUCAGGUCGGGGGCGCUACUGAGCAGCUACAGCAGCGUUUGAUGGUGUGGAGGCAGGCGCAGAGCGGAACCGAACUGACUGAGCCCAAAACUGAGGAGGGGAAAGGAGAGAAUGAGCCGCUUGAAUCUGGGGUCCUGUCCAUGGUUCAUGGUCUCACCGCCCAGCUGCGGACUGCUUGCUCCAACGUGGUGUCGAGUGCUCAGGGCCUGCCGGGUGCAGUCCAGGAUCAGCUGUCGAGUGCAAGACGAUCAGCCGAAGAACUCCAGUCGUCUCUGAGUAACAGCGGCAGCCUCACACCGGUCUUACUGGAGCGGAGCCGCCACCACUUGACCCAGGUACAACAGUCUCUGGAUGGGGUCAUGGAGUACUUGUUAAACAACACCCCUCUUAAUUGGAUGGUGGGGCCAUUUGCACCUCAGCUGGUUGAAAAGGCAGCGUCAGAGCCAGAAGAACUGACAAACAAAAGCUGAAGACUGUGCGAAUAAAAUGUUUUGCUUUGAACUACAAAUGAGCUUGUUAAAUUCCACAUAUCUGCUCACUUUAAUUAAAGCACUAUUGAAAUAUAAUGGUUAAAGAAAAUGAUGAAUUCAUUGAAUGUCUGUUUAUUACUUUCUAUUUGUAAUUUAGGGGAAAUUGUAUUUUUGAUGCCUCUUUAAUGUAGAAUUUUCAGAACAUCUGUUAAUUAGGAGGUGUAUUAUAAAAGACACAAUAAUUGACAAUACUUGUUUUUAUUCUCAAUGCACUGUUACAAGUGGAAGAGUCUUGUGAAAGGCCAGGGAAGAGUGGACAGACCAUUUGGAUGUUGGAGAUGGAGACACCAGGUGAAAGAAGAACAACCAUUGAGGUUCAUGGUUGUGGGACACGAAGGGGCUUCAGUAGAGAGGGUGAUCAAACAAUGCAUUUUUUUUAGCUCUUUUUAUGUAAACAAGAAAAAAAGUAUCUCUAGCUUUAGUUUGCAGUCAGUGUCCAGGGGUCGGGUCACUAAUGUCCAGCUUGAAUGCAGUGGUGAAUGACCCUCAGUCAGGUGUCUGCAC